This is a messenger RNA of Rhopilema esculentum, 4402 nucleotides long. RefSeq names its product protein MFI. NCBI's taxonomy places the organism in Eukaryota, Metazoa, Cnidaria, Scyphozoa, Rhizostomeae, Rhizostomatidae. Gene Ontology annotation, molecular function: protein binding. The record is from RefSeq and is a predicted model, not a curated record.
GGGAGGCCAAUUUGAGGAUUUACGGUAUCUGAAAAGGCGUCCGAGAAAGUUGAUUACGACUUUUUCUAUGAAACUAAAAAUAUCUUAAUCUUUGGUUCCUUUCUUGCGGCAGUGACAGCUUCUUGGGUAGCUCUUACUUGUCUGAUCAGAAGCAGUUUUUAGGGUUAGCCAAGUUAAUUUGAGACAAAAAUUUUGGAGCUCGACAAGCACAAUUCCUUGUCCCUGCCUUGACCUACUUCUCUUCGCAAAUAUAUAAAGGAUCAAAUUGAUAGUUUGGAAGUGGGGGGCAAGACAUGCAAAAGACCAAAGGCAAGUUUGCUUCCGUACCGUUUUAAGUACAUUUUUUAUAUUUUCUGAGUGCUUCAGUUCACAGCCUCGUGCUUUUGUGGUCCAUAUAAGUUUGACUAUAGUCUCCUCAGGACGUAUACCCAAAAAUUAUUUGUGCCCAUAGCCGCCUAAUGUAGACUCUGGCUAUAGUCGCACCAAAUGUUGCUUGAAAAUUUGUGAUUGUAAACGGAGUGUCUCUGUAAGCGGAGCUAAAUUGAAUAGUUUUGCAUAUUUGUGUGGGUCAACAAUUUUGUGACUGAAGUAGGUUGUGUGACUUUAAGCGAAGUGACUGUAAGCGGAAUCAGUUGUAUAAUAGCAGUCAUAGCCAAGUGUAUACCCGGCUACAAGACAAUGGACUUUCUAUUAAUGUUGACAAAACACAUUUUGUGCUUAUAAUUUCGAAAUAUGUUGGCGAUAAUUAUUUAGCGAGGCUGGCUGUUUUCAUAAAGGGGUUCCUCUGGGUGACUGCCACUGUUCAGUCCUUUCACCGGCCAUUAAUCUGUAUGUUUGUAACAGUUCUGGCUGCUUUUACAAGGUUUCAUAGUGUUCCUCUCCCAAAUCCAAAAACUUUCUACCAGAGUUUUUGACGUCAAAGGCCUCGCUUUCAUCGACAUCUCUCGUUUCCAAUCAUUGCGCGUUUCCAUAGCAAAAGGCUUAGAAAAAUGGCGGAUACCAAGCAAUCUUGAAUUUUCAAGCCUGCCAACUUUGGCACCGUAAAAUGCAUAUUUUUGCCAUGCUUUCUGGCCUAAAUUUAUUAUAUAGACGUGUGGAUUCGUCUUUAUGUUUGAACUAGUGGAUCGAUUAAAUGAUUAUUUUUACCGAGAAUGUGAAAUCAGGCGCGCCUAGGCCCAAAUGAUCAACUAACUAAAAAGUAGCACUUGUAAACAUAUUUGGUGCGUUACAAACAGUUAUGUUCAGCGAGAAAGAGUUACGAGAUAUUGCCAAAGCUGCCGGUUAUGCUGGUUAUGAAGAAGUGCAAGACAUAGCAACAUUGUCUAAAAAGGAAAGAUGGGAAAUUAUAUCAAAAGGUGAAGACACAACAAAAAGAACAGCUGCAGCUGCUGUAGAAAUUCAAAGAAUUUGGAAGGGGUACAAAACAAGGUCAGCUGUUUUUGGUAUUACCCAUUCCCGUGCAAGUGCAAAGUCAACUUUGGGAGAUAGUAGUGAUUGCCAAAUCAGCCAGCUGUCUUCAAAAACAACUAUUCAAUCUCAAAGUGCUGUUCUUUCACAAAAGAGUUCAUCAAGACUGAAUUCGAGCUACAGUAUUCACAAGGGUGCUGCUCUCUCAAACAGCAAUAUUCCAUUGCCGUUCAAAGAAUUUUGUGCAACUGUUAUUCAAAAAUGGUGGAGAGAUAAAUUGAAGAAAAAAGGAAGGGAACAACUUUUGUCAGUUGAAAAGAAACAAGAGGAUUCUAGUCGGCAGUCGUCAUUUGAUGAAAAUUUCGUCCGAAAUUCGAGUGUGAGAAUUGAAUAUGGGAAAAGCUCUUCUGAAGCAAAAUUAACUGAAGAUGCCGCUGUAUCAAUCAUACAAAGAGGGUGGAGAAGACACGUGGACAUGCAGGUCUACAGAUAUUACAAAGAUCUCAUCAGCUUUAAGUCCAUCGGAGAUCCAAGAAUAAUGCUCAAAUGUAUAAAUCCACGAGAGAGUGACCUUCUCGAUUCUGCUGCUGGAGGCCAUGUGCGAUUCAGACUAGGCGGUGAAAAUUUUCCUCCCAACAUUUAUUACAAGAUAUUCACAAAUCGAAGUAUCGCUGAUAUUGGUGCAUUUGCUCCGAGAGAUUAUACCAAAAGCCAGCUCAAAAAGCUCCCAAUGAAGUACGUUCACAACAAAUCAGACUUGGUCAAGGACAAUAGCAACGUUGAUGAGGGUGACUGGUACCAAAGGUGGGAGAAUAAUGGUUGGAGAUUAGUAUCGGACAAAAUGAUCAAGCAUUUAUACCAAGAUCCUAUAACUUUUUCAACUUCACACAAGAAAACCAAAUUUCAUCAUUCAAAGCUUAUACGAAAAGAAGAUGUUGAAAGGAAAAGAAAGCAGAAAAAAAUCGAAUGGAUGAGAAAAAUGUAUCGAGACGGUGCAGCGAAGGAGGGAGAUAGCAACGUCAAAUCACUAGUGGAAUCUACAGCGAAAGGAAUCAUUCAUGCAUCAGAAGGAGGCUUUGAUUUGUCCAUUGAGGACUGGGAGGUCGAUGAGCUUUUAGAAUGGACCAAUGGAUUGAACUUCGAUCAGUAUCACUUUGAUUGGAAAGAAGUUGGAACGACUAUGUCAUCAAAUUUGCCAGAGACAAGUAAAGCCUUCGAUAUAAUGCAGUGAAGACAUAAAUGGAGUAUAAGGAAAACCAGAGAAUGCACGAGGUGCGUCAAAAGCCUGUCGUAGACUCUAGGCCUGAGAGCAAUUUAACAGGGAUAAUGAAACAUUAAGACUCCUUCAACCAGUAUAAAAAGUCUACAUGUUAUCCAAAAUUAAAUAGAAGAGAAUUGUUACACUGCUCGAACGUGGUACAUUUUGUACUUCCAAAAUUUAUAUUUUCCGAAUUGUUCAUGUGAAAUUUCUUCCCUAGUCGAUGAUAGCUCUGCUUUUACCCAUGGUCAUUCCAGCUUGUGAUGCACCUUUGUUGGUUCCCAUUUGUAACCCAAUUAUUCCCUGGCCUGCUUUCAGCUGCUCUUCUGACCACUCUCGCUUUUCCCCUUCUGCUUGUUUUGGUCCAAGUGUUGGUCCAUCAAAUCCUUUUAUUUGUGCCUGGAAAUAAAUUAUCAAAGUUUUGAAAAAAUGUAAGUUUUUUUUAGAUUCAAUUAUUUACUGCUGUUUUUUAUUUUAGAAAUAUAUUAAGUGCUAGCUGGUAUGACAAUAAGGCGAGGCAUAUACUUGCUACCAAAAUCUAAAUAUUCCUUUCCAUGAGAAAAUAAGUCUAUUGCGCACUUGGUGUAGUUGAGAAGAAUUUUUUCCAGUCAGUGAUUUUCUGACCAAAGUUCUGGUUUUUACCAAAAGAGUUGUAAUCAGUCAAAUCUAUUUUCUCGAGGUCAUUCUAAGUAUUUCAACGAACAAUUUGAUGGGAAACUUCAAAACUUCUUUUGUCAUUAUUUGGUUAAUGGCCUCUAAUUCCAAGGCGGUAUUUCUUCUUUAAACUGUUCAAUCACGUUGUUUGAAAGAAGGAUUAUAUCUUUGUCAGUUCAGACGGAUUUUGCAACCUAAACAUCAAUCAUGUCGUCUUAGACAAGUCAUAAAACAACACACCCAUAAGACUAAUCAUUCUUUCAAAAGACCAACCAAACAGGCUCUUAAGAUAAGACUUAACAGCACUGAUCGGUGCUGAGUUAACAGACUUAACAGCUCACUUACCAUUCUCCCUAAAGCCACUAUCCCUUUGAUUACUGCAUCCAUGUUUUGGUUCUCAAAUAAGUCAACAGACUGAAACAGAUCUGCCUUUUUCACUCCAUAUUUUUCACAUCCUUGCAGGAAUUUUCCAGUGUUUUCCAUCUGUAAGACAACAUCAUUCAUCAAUAAAUUAGUAGCGUUUGUGUAGCAAUCUGUAUAUUAAACCGUCAGGAAUUCCACAGAAAUAAACGUAGUGGGGACUAGGGAGGGGUGCUGUUGGGAAAAUGCCCCUAAAAUCUUUUAUAGAAAUGUAAAAAUAUCUUACUAGAAACUGGUGCCCAAACAUUUCUUUUCAUGAAAUUACCCCCUCGAUGAUAAUAAGGUUCUGGAAACAUUUAAAGGUGCCCGUUAAGUAAAACUCCCAAAACCCCUUGCCCAUGUUAAGAGUACACCAUUUGGCGAACCUAGUUUACCCUUGAAAUCAAUAUUUGUGAUUGUUGAUAUGCCUCGUUGGAAUCACCAAUCAAACGUUGAUCAGUAUUUGAAAAUGAUAUAUUUUCUGAUAUUUAGGAGUUUGAACAAUAACUGUAUUGCAAAUCUUACCAGAAUCAUUGGUUGGGUGCCAGUAUUAAUCUUUUUGACGCUUCCUGGUUGGAGUACGUUGAUAAGUCUAGACGCAAGAAGAUUUUAUUUUCGUUUGAAAUAAUAUUAUACUACUGUAAAGCUUAUUCCAGGUAUGGUGAUAUAAUUAAAUAAAUCAAA